AGUCUUCUUCGAGAACGCGACGCGUGAACACUAUAAAAAUUGAUUCGUGCCCCGUGUUGCAUUGUUAAGUAUGGAAGUGAAAUUUACUGUUAAUAGAAAGGAGUGUAGGAUCAUGCCUGGAUGUGUUGAUCCUGAUACAUCCUUAAAUACAUACUUGAGAUCAUGGCUCUGUCUUACGGGUACGAAAUUUAUGUGCCAAGAGGGUGGCUGUGGAUGCUGCAUCGUGACAAUUCGAGGUGUGCAACCCGUAACUGGAGAGCCAUUCACGCUUGCCGUGAAUUCAUGCCUUUUCCUCGUCUACUCGUGCCAUGGCCUCGAUAUCACGACCAUUGAAGGACUCGGCAAUAAAGACAUAGGUUACCAUCCAAUACAGGAACGAUUGGCUGAACACGAUGGCACCCAAUGUGGAUUCUGUUCUCCAGGAAUGGUUAUGAACAUGUACAGCUUGUAUGAAGGAAAAUUCGGGAACGUGACUGCGGAAGAAAUUGAGGAUUCUUUUGGCGGGAAUAUUUGUCGCUGCACUGGCUAUCGUCCCAUCUUGGAUGCUUUCAAGUCAUUUGCAACGAAUCCACCACAAAAUUUGGCCAAUCUCUGUGGGGACAUUGAAGAUCUCUCACUGAAAAAAUGCCCAAAGAGUGGAAAAGUCUGUGCAAGAAAAUGCGGUUGGAGCGUUCAUGUAAAAGCAGCAGAGAACGCCGAGUGGCAUAAGGUAACAGCCUUGUCGGAAGUUCUGCAAAUUCUCAGCAACAUUGGAACGAGAAAGUAUCGUCUGGUGGCCGGGAAUACGGCAACAGGAGUCUAUCGAAUGGACUACGAUAUUGAAGUUUUCAUUGAUGUUUCUUCAGUAAUUGAACUUCAUAGAUAUACAAUUGGAACCACAAUUGAUCUAGGAGGGAAUAUCACGAUAACCGAAUGGAUGAGAAUUUUACUUGAAGCAGCAGAUCGUUCGGCAUGGUUUACCUACUGCAGACAAAUAAGGGAUCACCUGGAUCACAUUGCAACAGUUCCUGUGAGGAAUGUUGGUACAAUUGCUGGUAAUUUGAUGAUUAAACACGAUCAUCGCGAAUUCUACUCCGAUGUAUUCCUUUUGCUGGAAACUGUUGGAGCAAGCCUCACCAUAACGGAUGCAUUGGGAAAUGAGCAAACUAUGUCACCACAAGACUUCCUCAGUGUUGAUAUGGAUAAGAAAGUAAUCACGCGAAUUUCAAUGCCUCAAUUAGUUCCCAAUCGUUAUCAAUUCCAUUCUUACAAAAUAACAGAUCGAGUUCAAAAUGCAAUGGCUUACAUGAAUGCUGGAUUUCUUUUGGAAAUGAAUAAAGGAUCAAACCUUGUUGUAUCGGCUAGGAUUGUCUACGGAGGUGUUAAUCCGAAAUUUGUUCACGCUUCAGCAGUUGAAAAAUUUUUGAAGGGAAAAGAUUUCUUUAAUAAUGCUACGAUCCAAGGUGUUGUUAACAUAAUUGACUCCAAUUUCGUUUUUGACGAUUCCCUCCCAAAUUCAUCUGCUGAAUUCCGACGAAGACUAGCAAUUGGAUUAUUUUACAAAACCGUCCUAAGUCUGGUUCCAAAUUCAAAAUUACUGCCAUUCUACAAAAGUGGAGCUACCUCUAUCGAGAGGCCUUUGUCGUCUGGGCAGCAACACUACAAUACUGUCCCAGAAAAAUAUCCCCUAACUCAACCACUAAUGAAAAUAGGAGCCUUACUUCAGUGUAGUGGGGAAGCAGAGUAUGUGAACGACAUUUAUCUUCACAAUGCUCUUUGGGCUACUUUUGUACUGGCAACUGAACCUCUGAAAAUUAUCUCAAGUAUUGAUGCCAGGGAUGCUAUGGCUGUUGAAGGCGUGAAAGCCUUCUACAGUGCCAAGGAUAUUCCUGGUGUGAAUUCAUUCACAACUCCACAGAGUACAAUUAUACCCUAUUUGCAAGAUCCUGAGGAGUUAUUAUGUAGCAGAAAGGUUUUGUUCAACGGUCAACCUGUUGGUAUAAUCGUUGCUGAGGAGAUGUCUCAAGCUGUUUAUGCUGCAAACUUGGUUAAGGUUAAAUAUGUUAAUGAAAAGAAAGAAGAGGAGUCUUUAUCAAGUAAUCUCUAUCGCUACUUCAAAGAAGAUCCAUCAAGUCCGGAAGAAAAGAUUCUUCCAACACUUGAAGAUGUUCUGAGAGAAGAUCCCAAACUUACAGAACAUCGCUUUCAAAUCCCAAUUGUUGUGCAUGCUGCCUCACAGGUAGGAGUCGAUCAACAGAGCAAUAGCAUCAAGGGGAAUUUAUUCUGUGGUCCUCAGUAUCACUACCACAUGGAGACGCAGCAGACAAUAGCCGUUCCAGUUGAAGAUGGAUUUGACAUCUUUCCAAGUACUCAGUGGAUUGAUUUUACGAAUAUGGGUGUUGCUCAUGUUUUGGGUGUAUCCAACAAUGAUAUAACAAUUCGCGUUCGUCGAGUUGGGGGUGCUUUUGGCGGUAAGACCAGCCGGUCAACGCAGAUUUCGGCAGGAGCUGCAGUUGCUUGUUAUCACACAAAGCGUCCAAUUCGAAUGGUUUUACCAAUGGAGACAAACAUGAAGGCUAUUGGGAAGAGAACUCCUGCAUUUUCCGACUACGAUGUCACUUUCAACGAUCAAGGACUCAUUCAACGACUUAACUGCGAUGUAACGCACGAUUUGGGAUGCUCAGUUAAUGAAACAAUGGAUUUCCUCGCAGUUCUAAUUGGUACCAAUGCGUACUCUUCGAAAACAUGGACGAUUGUAUUGAACAACGUUCUCACUGAUGCUCCAUCGAAUACCUGGAUGAGAGCACCUGGGGCCGUUGAAAUAGUUGCCACAGCUGAAACAAUAAUGGAACAUAUUUCGUGGACACUCAAGAAGGAUCCUGUUGAAGUUAGACUUGCUAAUAUUGAUGCAGAUAAUCCAAUGAGGAAGAUUUUCACGGAUUUCCUGGAAAAUUGUGAAUACUACAAACGCCUCGAUGAUGUGGAGAAGUUCAACAAAGCCAACAGAUGGAAGAAACGUGGUAUAGCCAUCAGUUUGAUGCAGUAUCAUCAUGAAAAUGUUGCAAACUACGAAACACUUGUUGCCAUAUAUCAUGGCGAUGGGAGUGUUGUGCUAAAUGUGGCUGCAAUUGAAUUGGGUCAAGGAUUGUACACAAAAGUAAUGCAAAUUGCAGCUGCUACCCUUGGUGUACCACUGAAGAAGAUAAAGAUAACACCUGCAAAUAAUGUAAUAGCAGCAAAUUCAAUGACAACCUCAGGUGGACUUGCAACGGAUUCCAUUGGAUAUGCAGUGAAAAAAUGCUGUGAAACCCUAAAGGAACGUUUAGAACCAUUUAGAGUUGCCAAUCCCACGGGAACGUGGGAGGAUAUUGUCCAAGCAGCCUUUUUCGCUAAUAUUGAACUUAUUUCAACGUUUCAAUUUAAAAUUGGUAUAAUGCCCCGAUACACCAUUUAUGGUUGUGCCUGCGCUGAGAUUGAGAUAGACGUCCUAACUGGGAACUUUCAACUACAACGAGUGGACAUUGUGGAGGAUACUGGGGAGAGUAUUAGUCCCAGAAUUGACGUUGGUCAGGUGGAGGGUGCUUUUAUGAUAGGAUUGGGCUACUGGCUGCACGAAAAGCUGAUCUACAACCGCGUGAAUGGAGAACUCCUAACAAAUCGUUCAUGGAACUACAAACCACCAGGACCAAAAGACAUCCCUGUUGACUUUCGGGUUACCCUCUUGCAAACAAAUACCAAUCCAACAGGGGUUGUAGGAUCAAAAACCUGCAGUGAACCAGCUGUUUCAAUGGGGGUGGUUGUUGUAUCGGCCCUUCGCAAAGCUCUUGAAUCUGCUCGCAAAGAUGCCGGUGCUUCGGAUAUAUUUCUUAAGCUAAAUAGUGGGACAACUGUUGAAAAUAUUCUUGAACUAGCUGGAACUAAGAAUGAUCAGUUUAUCCUUUAA
Molecule: messenger RNA, 3922 nt
Organism: Lutzomyia longipalpis
Lineage: Eukaryota; Metazoa; Arthropoda; Insecta; Diptera; Psychodidae
Product: xanthine dehydrogenase-like
Exons: 3
Coding region: 71-3922 (1283 amino acids)
Molecular function (GO): FAD binding; iron ion binding; iron-sulfur cluster binding
Source: RefSeq, a predicted model, not a curated record